Messenger RNA from Trematosphaeria pertusa, 796 nucleotides. RefSeq lists its product as uncharacterized. NCBI's taxonomy places the organism in Eukaryota, Fungi, Ascomycota, Dothideomycetes, Pleosporales, Trematosphaeriaceae. The transcript is spliced from 3 exons. The record is from RefSeq and is a predicted model, not a curated record. Bases 4 to 759 code for a protein of 251 amino acids.
AUUAUGUGCCAAAUUCCCAGGUCGAAGGUCUUACUCCCGCUGUACAUCUAUCCAGACCCUGGCGCAUGGGACCCGCUGUUCGCAGCCACCUCUGCCCAUCCAACUCUCGAAUUCAUACUGAUCGUGAACCCUAAUAAUGGCCCUGGUUCGGAGCCGUGGUGGCCCAAUGCAGACUAUGUCCGCGAAAUCCCAAGACUGAACGCGCAGCCCAAUGUACGAAUCGUCGGCUAUGUCUUCACGGCCUACUGCAAGAGACCGAACGAAGAGGUCUGCGCAGAUAUUGCGAAGUAUGCGGAGUGGUCGAAGGACGGAAAAUAUCAGGGCCUUGGCGUAGCCGGUAUCUUCUUCGACGAAACGCCGAACCUGUUUUCGGACGAGGCGAAGACGUACUUGGACGUGAUUACGCAGAGGGUGAAGGACUCGGAAGGCAUUUUGGGCGAUCGAAUAGUGAUUCACAAUCCAGGUACAGCCGUGGAUUGGCGACUGGCGAGUCGAAGGCUGGACAUCGCGACGGUAGCCGAAGUAGCGCAUGCCGAGUUUCAGACGAUGGAGUACCAGAACUGGCUGGCAACUUCGUCUUUCGGGAGAGCAAAAACGAGUUACAUGGUGCAUGGUGUCCCGGAGGAAAAGAUAGAGGAUUUCGUUAGGGUGGUGCGGAAGAUGGCGGAAUACAUCUUUGCGACGAGUCUAAGGGUGAACUAUUAUCAGAGCUUCGGGCCUAGUUGGAACAGGUUCCUCUUUGCGAUGGCGAAGGAGUGAGGAUUGCGCACAUGCGCGCAUGGGACAUGCAUACCAU